AUGGUGCGGAAGCUGAAGUACCACGAGCAGAAGCUGCUGCGGCGGCUGGAGCUGGUGAGCUGGGAGGCGGCGGCGGGCAGCCUGGCCGAGGUGAAGGCGCUGCGGCGUUACCGGCUGGGCCGGCGGGAGGACUACGUGCAGUACAAGGCGCUGGCCCGCGCCGUCCGCGCCUUGGCCCGCCGCCUCCGCGACCUGGGCCCGGCCAGCGCCGCCUUCCGCGCCCGCUGCGCCGGCGCGCUGCUGGAGAAGCUGUACGGCCUGGGGCUGGUGAGCUGCCGGCGGUCGCUGGCCGCCUGCGAGAGCCUCUCGGCCGCCGCCUUCUGCCGCCGGCGGCUGCCCUGCCUGCUGGUGAAGCUGCGGAUGGCCCAGAACCUGCGCCACGCCGUCACCUUCGUGGAGCAGGGACACGUCCGCGUGGGGCCCGAGGUGGUGACCGACCCCGCUCUCCUCGUCCCCCGCGCCGUGGAGGACUUCAUCACCUGGGUGGACGCCUCUCGCCUGCGGCAGAAGGUGCUCGACUACAACCAGGAGCGCGACGACUUCGACCUGGCCGCCUAGGGACGGGCCGCCCGCCCGGCCCCUG
Molecule: messenger RNA, 583 nt
Organism: Gavia stellata (red-throated loon)
Lineage: Eukaryota; Metazoa; Chordata; Aves; Gaviiformes; Gaviidae
Gene: IMP3
Product: IMP U3 small nucleolar ribonucleoprotein 3
Exons: 1
Coding region: 1-558 (185 amino acids)
Biological process (GO): rRNA processing
Cellular component (GO): small ribosomal subunit; Mpp10 complex; small-subunit processome
Molecular function (GO): rRNA binding; snoRNA binding; structural constituent of ribosome
Source: RefSeq, a predicted model, not a curated record